GUUCUUUUACGAUGACCACCCCUUCCAGAUACGAGGAAGAUAGCGACAGCGAUGGCGAACCAUUGUACCUCUGGUCGCGUUCCCAGACUCCAGAAGAAAAUUUCAACGAUGCUGAAGGUGCAGAUGAAAAUGGCAAUUGGCCUCUGAGCAUUGUCAGUGAAGAAGUGGGGUACGACAAUCAAAUCAGGUGCAUCCGCUGGGAUACGUGGAGUCGCGAAGAUGGGACAAAUAACACAUAUACAGAGCAAGAUAUACCGCCCACUUAUCUUAAAUCGCAUACGACACGGCAGCGAAGAAAGCGAGAAAAAAUGGCUCGGGAGUCUCGAGAUAUUGAGAUAUGGACGCGUCUGAGGGCGCAGGCAUACGAGGAGAAACUUGCUUAUACAAAUGACGAACCUAUCCCUAUUUCAGAUAAAUUGGCGGCACUGCUAUUCGAUAAAAAUGUGCCGCCACAAAAACAGCCUACACCUGAAAGCUCCAGCGAGGAUUCCGACGGCUCUGGACCUUCAGAUGGCAAUGACUUUGAACCAGAUCUUCCAGCAACACCUCCGCCUUCAUCCAGGCUGAGGAACAGGAUGUCCAACACCCCAGCAAGCUCGCGCUCCGGAUACAAACUUCCAGGCUCAGCACAAAGAGCACGCUCGCCAACCGGGAAGGGGAAAGAAAAGCAAGCAUCAACGAGUAGCUACAGGUUGCCUUCGACGUCUUCAACGUCCACUAGCACUGGUGAAGAGGGAGCCACUCGGUCACUCCCGCACAGGUCCGCUAGGCGAGACGGUUCUCUCAAUCUGCGAAAACUCUCUUCUGCAUCGAUACGUUCCCCCAAAACCAACAUUACCAAGACUCCCCGUUUUCCCAAUGUCGGCUGCAGCACUGGAUCGUCUCGAGUCACCCCAAUCGCCCAACCUUUGUUUACGCAUGAUUCGGUGUCACAACCCCUGCAUACACGAUCGCUUUCGCGGCGCGACGUAUUGCAGCGGAUUUGGACCCUCGAAGCAGCGAAAGCAGAAGCAGCUCCCGUUACGUUCGUGAACGAAGUCGAUGAUGAAGAAACCCCCGAUCUGGACAAGGAUUUCACGUAUCUGGAACGGGAAUACGUUCGCGGUGCGGGCGCUCCAGACCCCGUGGACGAUGCACUCCUCACCAUCUGCAUAUGCAGAACGUGCACAUACCCAUCUUCGUGCGGUUGCCAAGCGGAUUCUGAAGUCAAGAGAGUGAGGCAAAACGGGGAAGAGGUUCAAGUAUUCGCCUAUUCUCAGAAGGGCUUAUUCAAUUUUAAUGUGGCCAGUCAUGUCGCUGUCAUCGAGUGCAAUAGGCUCUGCCGCUGUGAUCUAAGCUGUAUAAACCGUGUGGCCCAACUUACUCGUCAGGUUCCCAUUGAGGUUUUCAAGACAAAAAAGUGUGGCUGGGGUGUUCGCUCGUCAGUUGAUGUUGAGCGCGGGAAGGUUCUUGGGCUGUAUACGGGACCUCGGACUGUAGCCAACAAGGCAUCGGACCAGUCAUAUAUCUUUGCGUUAGAUUUCACAGAAGACGGAAGCGAACCUGAAGAAGAGGGUGCUUAUAGCGUUGAUUCGACACUGUAUGGAAAUUGGACGCGUUUCUUGAAUCAUUCAUGUGAUCCGACGCUGCAGAUAUAUCAAGUCGUUUAUGACACGAUCUUCGAGGUAUUUACUGUAAUUUCCCUCGUGGCAUUCGACGCUGGCACCGAGUUUACAUUUGACUACUGUCCCUCGGCAGCUGGCAAGAAGCGCAAGGGAGGGAAUCGGUGUCUGUGCGGAGCAUCCAAUUGUCGUGGAUGGCUAGCUUAAGAAUCUUUUGGACUUUCUUUCAUUGUACCUGUUGGGCGUUGCU
Desarmillaria tabescens is the source of this 1851-nucleotide messenger RNA. RefSeq lists its product as uncharacterized. Bases 12 to 1808 code for a protein of 598 amino acids. The record is from RefSeq and is a predicted model, not a curated record. The transcript is spliced from 13 exons. NCBI's taxonomy places the organism in Eukaryota, Fungi, Basidiomycota, Agaricomycetes, Agaricales, Physalacriaceae. Gene Ontology annotation, molecular function: protein binding; histone methyltransferase activity; zinc ion binding. Gene Ontology annotation, cellular component: nucleus.